This is a messenger RNA of Acanthosepion pharaonis, 1026 nucleotides long. The record is from the annotation of a GenBank genome assembly. NCBI's taxonomy places the organism in Eukaryota, Metazoa, Mollusca, Cephalopoda, Sepiida, Sepiidae.
AUGUUCUAUCUAUCUAUCUAUCUAUCACUGUCUGUCCAUAAUCUAUCUAUUUAUCUAUCUAUUUGCGUUGUUUCUUUUGCUUUCAUUUAUUCUGAUAACAUUUGUCUUUGUGUCAUCUUUCCUUUCGUUUUGUCAUUUCCUUUCUAUCUAUCGAUCUAUCUCUCUAUCUCAGUCAUUUCACAUCUAUCUAUCUAUCUAUCUAUCUAUCUAUCUAUCUAUCUAUCUAUCUAUCUAUCUAUCUAUCUCACUCUGUUCAUAUCUAUCUAUCUAUCUAUCUAUCUAUCUAUCUAUCUAUCUAUCUAUCUAUCUCAGUUUGUUCCUAUGUAUCUAUGUACGUCAAUCUGUUCACAUCUAUCUAUCUAUCUAUCUAUCUAUCUAUCUAUCUAUCUCAGUUUGUUCCUAUGUAUCUAUGUACGUCAGUCUGUUCACAUCUAUCUAUCUAUCUAUCUAUCUAUCUAUCUAUCUAUCUAUCUAUCUAUCUAUCUAUCUAUCUAUCUAUCUCAGUCAUUUCACAUCUAUCUAUCUAUCUAUCUAUCUAUCUAUCUAUCUAUCUCAGAUAAAGAAUAUAUACAGACAAGAUUGAAAUAUAUACGGUAUUAUAGUACCAGGAUCUUUCUUUCUUUCUUUCUUUCUUUCUUUCUUUCUUUCACUAAGACUAAGGAGCUUCUCUUUCGUUCUUUCUCUCCUUUUUCUUUCUUUCUUUCUUUCUUUCUUUCUUUCUUUCUUUCUUUCUUUCCUUCUUUCUUUCUUUCUUUUUCUUUCAAUGAAAUCAGCAGGAUCUUUCUUUCUUUCUUUCUUUCUUUCUUUCUUUCUUUCUUUCUUUCACUAAGACUAAGUAGCUUCUCUUUCGUUCUUUCUCUUUCUUUCUUUCUUUCUUUCUUUCCUUCUUUCUUUCUUUCUUUCUUUCUUUCUUUCUUUCUUUCAAUGAAAUCAGUAGCUUCUCUUUCGUUCUUUCUCUUUCUUUCUUUCUUUCUUUCUUUCUUUCUUUCCUUCUUUCUUUCUUUCUUUCUUUCUUUCUUUCAAUGA